AUGAGUGAUUCAAUAGAUUUACUCUCCAUACGACCUCUCUUGGAUACAAUUGGUCCAUACAAUGAGAUCCCAGAUGAGUAUAACUCCAAAGAUGCAUUGAAUGCCUUAAUCACAUCUAAGAUCCUUGUCAUUGGAGCUGGAGGGUUAGGCUGUGAAAUAUUAAAGAAUUUAGCAUUAACAGGAUUCAAAGACAUACAUGUGAUUGAUAUGGAUACGAUUGAUAUCUCUAAUUUGAAUCGUCAAUUCCUUUUCGGGUCGAAAGAUGUGGGGAAAUCAAAAGCUGAAGUUGCUGCUAAAUUCGUUACUCAACGUUUAAAUGAUCCUAAUCUACAUAUCACUCCAUAUUUUGGAAAGAUUCAAGAUAAAGAUAUAGAGUAUUAUAAACAAUUUAGCGUGGUUGUAUGUGGAUUGGAUAGUGUUGAAGCUAGAAGAUGGAUAAAUGCCACUUUAGUGUCGAUACUGGAAACUUCAGAUAUAAUACCGUUAAUCGAUGGAGGUACAGAAGGAUUAAGAGGUCAAUCAAGAGUUAUACUACCUACUAUUUCAUCAUGUUAUGAAUGUUCAUUGGAUUUGAUAUCUCCUAGAACCACUUAUCCCGUAUGUACUAUAGCGAAUACUCCCAGAUUACCUGAGCAUUGUAUUGAAUGGGCCAGUGUGAUAAGAUGGCCUCAAGUAUUUCCAGGUCAAAAAUUUGAUGCUGAUAAUCCUGAAGAUGUGGAAUGGAUGUAUACAUCAGCAUUAUCAAGAGCCAAUGCAUUUGGAAUUGAUGGAGUUACUAAACUGUUAACCUUAGGAGUAGUAAAGAAUAUUAUACCUGCUAUUGCCUCUACAAAUGCCGUUAUUGCGGCAUCAUGUUGUAAUGAAGCAUUUAAAUUAAUUACCAAUCUGAAUCCUAUCUUGAAUAAUUAUAUGACAUAUUCAGGAGAUGAUUCUAUAUUUACAUUUACAUUUGAAUUAUCAAAGAGGAAAACAUGUCCUGUAUGUGGAAUAGUUGGUAUAUCAAUUAUGGCUCAAAAUUGGUGGAGUUUACAACAAUUUAUAGAUGAAAUAACAGAGAAUAAAGAAGUUCAAAUCAAGCAACCAUCAUUAACUACGGGAUCUACCUAUUUAUAUUUAAGAAAUCCCCCUCAUUUAGAAUCAAUUACUAAACCUAAUUUAUCAAAGAAAUUGAAUACAUUAAUUAAACCAGGUGAUGAAAUAUUAGUUACUGAUCCGAAUUUACCUAUGUCGUUGAAAUUAAUUGUAUCAUUUGAAGGACCUGAAAAUGAGCCAUUACAAUGA
Molecule: messenger RNA, 1281 nt
Organism: Scheffersomyces coipomensis
Lineage: Eukaryota; Fungi; Ascomycota; Pichiomycetes; Serinales; Debaryomycetaceae
Product: NEDD8-activating protein
Exons: 1
Coding region: 1-1281 (426 amino acids)
Biological process (GO): protein neddylation
Cellular component (GO): cytoplasm; nucleus
Molecular function (GO): NEDD8 activating enzyme activity
Source: RefSeq, a predicted model, not a curated record